AUUUCAUUGCAAAUGGCUGCUGUAAUGAAAUUUUUCCUUUUAAUCGGUAUAGUAUCUGUCUUCGUUCAAAAGAAUGCCUCUGCUUUUCAAAGGGGCCAGGUUUUGUCUGCUCUUCUACAUACACAUACAGAUGUUGAGGUCCUCCAGAAUUUGACCAAUGCUUCUAAGAUUGUUCUUUGGCAACCUCCUUCAUCCAAGAACAUAAUGAGGAAUGAAGAAGUCCAUUUCUACGUAAAUGUGUCUGAUAUCACAGAUGUGAAAACUCAACUAAACCGCUAUACCAUUCUAUACAGAGUUUUGAUAGAAGAUGUCCAUGAGCUUAUUCAAACGCAAACUGUCAAUGAUACAGUUAUCCCUCGUACUUCUGUAUCAUACUAUGAACAAUACCAUUCUCUGAAAGAAAUAUACCGCUGGAUGGAACACAUUGUUUCAAGAUACAGCGAUCUCGUCCAAAAAAUAAAUAUUGGGACCUCGUAUGAAAAACGGCCACUUUAUAUCCUGAAGAUCUCCAAUAGAGAUGCAACACAGAAAAAAGCCAUAUGGAUAGACUGUGGUAUCCAUGCUAGAGAAUGGAUUGCUCCCGCUUUUUGCCUCUGGUUCGUUGGACAUGUGACUCAUUCCAGAGAUAGAGACCACCAAAUGGCAAUACUUCUGCAGCAGUUUGACUUCUAUGUCAUGCCAGUCCUAAAUGUGGAUGGCUAUGAAUUCACAUGGACUAAUAAUCGGAUGUGGAGAAAAAGUCUCUCACGGCAUGGAAACAGUAGCUGCCUGGGUACAGACCUGAACAGAAACUUUGAUGCAGGCUGGUGUGGUGAAGGUGCGUCUGAGGAUCCCUGUGAUGAGACCUACUGUGGACCUUACCCUGAGUCAGAACCAGAAGUGAAAGCUGUGGUCAAGUUUCUCAGAAAGCACCUGGAUCAUAUCAAGGCAUACAUAACAAUGCAUUCAUAUUCCCAGAUGGUGCUGUUUCCAUAUUCUUAUACUUUAAGUAAAUGUAAAGAUCAUGAUGAGCUGAUUUUGUUGGCAAAUAAAGUAGCCCGUGGUAUCAGAGACAAGCACUGGUCCCGCUAUCAAGCUGGCCCUUCAGCACAAACAAUAUAUUUAGCUCCAGGAGGUUCAGAUGACUGGGCUUAUGACCUUGGGAUUAAGUACUCUUUCACUUUUGAACUUCGGGACAGAGGAACGUAUGGAUUCUUGCUUCCUCAGAGGCUCAUUCAACCAACAUGUUCCGAAGCACUCACUGGGGUCAAAAUAAUAGCUUCACAUAUCUUAAAUAAUCUGUGAGCCUGUGUCCCAUUUCAUCCGCAGCAUCCGUCCACUUAUAGCAACAGCUGGAGCCUGGUUGGAAACUUGCUUGGUUAUUUUGAUG
Molecule: messenger RNA, 1369 nt
Organism: Sphaerodactylus townsendi
Lineage: Eukaryota; Metazoa; Chordata; Lepidosauria; Squamata; Sphaerodactylidae
Gene: CPB2
Product: carboxypeptidase B2
Exons: 11
Coding region: 13-1284 (423 amino acids)
Biological process (GO): fibrinolysis; proteolysis
Molecular function (GO): metallocarboxypeptidase activity; zinc ion binding
Source: RefSeq, a predicted model, not a curated record